Messenger RNA from Mytilus trossulus (common blue mussel), 1428 nucleotides. RefSeq names its product piggyBac transposable element-derived protein 4-like. Lineage: Eukaryota; Metazoa; Mollusca; Bivalvia; Mytilida; Mytilidae. The record is from RefSeq and is a predicted model, not a curated record. The transcript has 5 exons. Bases 1 to 1428 code for a protein of 475 amino acids.
AUGCCGGGGAGAAGUGUUAUCGACCUGUUAGUUGCCGAAACAAAUCGAUAUGCGACCCAGUGCAUUGAUGAAAAAAGUCGACCCCCAAGAGUAGUGCCAGAGUUUGCACGAUUGAAGAACUGGACUCCUGUGACACGCCAGGAAAUUCUGGCAUUUGUUGGACUAGUUUUUUCCAUGGGUGUUGUUAAGAAACCUACAUAUGAGUCAUAUUGGGAGAACAAUCCUAGAUCAUGGUCUAUGGAAACACCAAAUUUUGCCCAAGUAAUGUCUAGAAAUAGAUUCCAGGCUAUCUUGCAGUUUUUGCACUGUAACAACAACGAGACAGCAGUGCCACAUGACCAACCAGGCUACGACCCACUCCACAAAAUCAGUCCUGUUAUAGACAUUUUAAAUCAGACAUUUUCAGAAAAUUACAGACUUAACCAGGAUGUUUGUGUAGAUGAAAGAGUUGUGGGAUUUAAAGGCCGACAUCAGUUAAAGCAAUAUUUGUCCAACAAAAAGGCACAUAAAUGGGGGAUUAAAUUGUGGGUUUUAGCGGAAUCCUACACCGGCUACACCCACCAGAUUAAAGUAUACAAGGGUAGACGAAACGAAGCAAGAAGUGAAAAUGGACAGGGGUACCAAGUAGUGACAGAGUUGAUGACACCUCAUUUAAACAAAGAUCAUCAUGUUACAGUUGAUAGUUUCUUUACAAGUCCCAAAUUGGUACAUGAUUUGAAAGAUAAGGGUACAUUCUGCACAGGAACUGUAAUUAAAACCAGACGUGGCAUGCCAAAAAGCUACCGCACUGCUAAACUUCAAAAAGGAGACAUGACAGUGAAAUAUCAGGGACAACUCAUGGCAGUUUUGUGGGCAGAUCGCAGACUUGUUACCAUUCUUACAACAACUGGCUCUGCAAGCAUGAUUAACACAACAAACAGUAGAGGAAGAGAUUUGGCCAUUCCAUCCGCUGUUAAACGUUAUAACUUUACAAUGGGUGGAGUAGAUCUCGGGGAUCAACUUCUCUUACAGUUCGAGCCAAAUUUUAAAAGUGUGAAAAUGUGGAGAAAACUACUUUUCCAUCAAUUAGUUACUGCUGCAGUUAAUGCCUUCAUCUGUUACAAAAGAACUUUUGUUGUUGAAACAAAGCUAGACCAUUUAAAGUUCCAACAGCAAUUAUGUCAGGAUUUGAUAGGAAAUUAUAGAGAUGGAAGUAGAAACCAACAAAUAAGAACAGUCAGGCUGGAGCAUCGACAGUUGGGCAGAAUAACUGAGAGGCAUUUCCCAGAAAGAAUACCAGAUGGUAAACGGAAGAAAUGUGUGGUGUGUGCUGGGACAGACAGAUUCAAGAAAUCCCGUAUUCAGUGGUGGUGUAGAAUUUGCAAAGUUGGACUCUGCGUCGACAGGUGUUUUAAAAGAUAUCACACCAGAAUCAACUUUGAGGAAUGA